This is a messenger RNA of Paramormyrops kingsleyae, 1014 nucleotides long. It is a transcript of the gene gins1, whose product is annotated as GINS complex subunit 1 (Psf1 homolog). Lineage: Eukaryota; Metazoa; Chordata; Actinopteri; Osteoglossiformes; Mormyridae. Gene Ontology annotation, cellular component: GINS complex. The record is from RefSeq and is a predicted model, not a curated record. Gene Ontology annotation, biological process: DNA strand elongation involved in mitotic DNA replication; DNA replication.
CGUAGUUUCCGUCGACGUUGUGUAUUAGAAUUCUGCCGCGAAAUUGUGUGGUAUUUACAUUUACACUGUUAGGGAAAGUAUUUCUGCUUUCAUUCUCCUUGCGAGAAUAAAUAGUUAUUUACCUUUCGAAAGGUAGCCCUUUUCCGCUGAGGUUUUUAAAUCGGCGAGUUUCUAAUAUGUUUUGUGAAAAGGGAGUUGAACUGAUCAAGGAGCUUCACCUCCUGGGAGAUGGGCAGUUGUCUGCCUUCAAUGAAGAUGGAAUUCGGCAGGUACUUGAUGAAAUGAAGGCGUUAUAUGAACAAAAUCAGAGUGAUGUGAAUGAAGCAAAAUCAGAAGGCAAAAGUGAAUUGAUUCCAACUAUUAAGUUCCGGCACACCUGUCUGCUAAGAAACCAGCGCUGUGUCGCAGCCUAUCUCUAUGACAGACUCCUGCGCAUCCGAGCACUAAGGUGGGAGUAUGGAAGUGUGUUGCCAGCAUCUAUCCGGUUCCACAUGUGUGCAGAGGAGUUGGAAUGGUUCAACCAGUACAAGAAGUCCCUGGCCAUGUAUAUGAGGUCAUUAGGGGGAGAGGAAGGCCUUGACAUCACUCAGGACAUGAAGCCACCCAAGAGUUUGUAUAUAGAGGUUCGUUGUUUGAAGGACCAUGGAGAGUUUGAAAUAGAUGAUGGCACAAUCAUUCUUCUGAAGAAAAACAGCCAGCACUUUCUUCCACGGUGGAAGUGUGAGCAGCUGAUUCGUCAAGGAGUACUGGAGCAUGUGAUCUCUUGAGUCAGUCAGGAGUGCUCUCACCUUACUCUACUGAAAUGUCACAGCAAGUGCAGAAUAGGCAUUUCCCAGCCUGCACUCCAUCAGUGUUUAACAGGAAGAAUUUGUGGUUUUCUGACAUAUCUGCAACUGUAUAAUACCUGCAUCUGUGAAAGGAGAACUUAUUGGAAAGAUGAUGCUUGCGCUGACUUUGGGCUGCUUCUUGUAUGUAGCACUUUGAUAUUUUCUAAUAAAAUGUUUUUACAUUCUC